AUGAGAAAAUUAGUUAAGCUGUUUAAAAAUUGCUAGAUGACCUAAAAACCUUUUAUGUUUCAUUCACUGUAUAUGAAUUAAAGGUAUUUCUUUUCGCAACCUAGCUCAAAUACAAAUUCUUUCAAUCAGACUAUUGUAGUAGAUUACAAAAUAUCUUAAGAAGGUUAAGAAGGGAGAAAAAAUAUUGAUCUUAAUCUGUUAUCAAGAAAUUUAAAGCUAUAAAAUUUAUCCUAAGAGAGUGUUAAAUAAUAAUACUUGAUCAAUAUAUAAAAAUAACCAAGAAAAGCUGAAAUUCAUAUUAUUUAUGGAUUAAUAUUUUAGUCAAUGAAAAUCAUUGAAGAUGCUAAAAAUUGCUUUUAAGAGGCAAUCAAAAUUGAUCCAAAUAGCAUUUUAGCUCAUUAAUUUUUAGCAGAUAUUUAUGAAGAUAGCGGGAAUUUUUUAGAAGCUGAAAAGCAUUUACUGAAAGCUUUAGAAAUUAACUCAAAUUAAAUGCAUUUAAAUUAUAGGUUAGGAGUUCUUUAUUAAAAAACUGGAUAGCUUGAAAAGUCUAAGAAAUUCUUUCUUAUUUGUGAAGGCCAUGAGAAAGCUUUAAAAAUGAAAAGUUAAGACUAAUAAUCUUGUAUUUAGUUAGGAAAAUUCUACAAAAAGAUAGGAAAAAUUAAAGAGGCUGCUUAGUUUUUCUAAAAGGCAGAUGAAAUUCAACCUUUUUAAGAUAGUGAACUAAAUUAUAAUCUAGGUUUACUCUUUUGUUAAGCAAAAUAAUUUCAAGAGUCAAUAAAAUAUCUACUGAAAUAUAAAGAAAAAUAUCCAUAACACUUUAACACCAACUAUGUUCUUGGGGAAGCUUACUUACAACUAAAGUAAUUAAAAGAAUCUGAAAUUUGCUUUCUUUAGGCUCUCGAAAUUGAACCAUAAUCAGCAGACGUGUGCUUUUCUCUAGGAUUGAUUUAUUAUAAUUUAAAGAAGAAAGAAAAAGCUUAUAAAUAUUUUUUAAAAGUUUAAAAAAUUAAUCCUAAAGAUUUAGAUUCAGCUUUUUAUUUAGGGUGUUUGUAUUAAGGUGAUAAUAAAUAAGAAGACGCAAUUUGUUGUUUCUAAAAGGUUUUAGAAAUUAUUCCUUAAUGCUUCGAAGCUAAUUUUUACUUAGGAUUUUCUUUAGACUUAGUUGGAAAAGUAGAAGAGGCUAAAGAGUAAUUCUAAAAGGCUUUUGUAAUCAAACCGUAAUCAGUAAAAGAAUAUGCCUAAUUAGGAAAUUUUUACUUGUAGUUUGGUAGGAAAUAUGAAGCCUAAAAGUGUUUCAUAAAGGGUUUUAACAAUAAUCCUAUAGAAUUUGAGUCGUUUAUUUCAUAAAAUGUUGAUAGUUAAUUAUUCACAAAUUUAAAAGUCCAAAAAGAUUUAGAUAAAAUAAAUGAAAAAAACUUUUAUUCUAGCCUCUACCUAGGAUCUGUUUAUGAAUUAAUUGGAAGGUCAGAAGAUGCCAAAAAACAUUACUUUAAAGUUCUAGAAUUGUAGCCAAAUUUAUUGUAUGUGAACUUGUAAUUAGGAAUACUUUAUAUGAAUGAAAAAAAUGAAAAAGAAUCUGAAUCGUUUUUAAAAAAGGCUUAUAAUAUUGAUCCUAACAAUUUUGAUACUAAUAUAAAUUUAGGAUUAUUUUAUUUAUAUAUUGAAAGAUAAAAUGAGGGAAAUGAUGAAAUUGCAAAAAAAUAUUUCUAAAAGGCUUUAGAAAUAGAACCAUUAUCUGAAGAUGGAUUUAUUUAUUUAGGAAUUAUCUAUUUGAAUUAAAAUAUGCUAAAAGAAGCUGAAUUUUAUUUAACGAAAGCUUAUUAAAUAAAUCCUAAUAGCUUUAAGUGUAAUUCUCAACUUGGAAAAUAUUAUUUUGCAAUUUAAAAACUUGAAGAAUCAAUAAAAUAUUACCUAGUUGCUUAAAAAAUAAAACCUUCAGAUUAUGAAAUUAAUUUUAAUUUAGGAAUUUUAUAUUUAAAAAUGGAAAAUCUAGAAAAUGCAGAAUAAUAUUUCCUGAAAGUUUUACAAGCAUAGGUUCAAGAAUAAAAUGUAUUUUUUUAUUUAGGAUAAGUCUAUUUAAACCAAAAUAAAAUGAAAUAAGCAGAAUAUAAUUUUCUAAAGGCUGUUGAAUUUGAUCCUUAAGAAUUUUAAUGGCCAAAAUUUAUAGGAGAUUUAUAUUUAAGCUUUAAAAAAUUUGAAGAAGCUAGAUUUUAUUAUCAGAAGGCUUUAAAUUUAAAACCAUCAUCAGAAGAAAGUUUGUUAAAAUUAAUACAUAUUUACUAUAAGUGCAACAUUUCUUAAGAGAUUUAGCCAUUUCUUAUUGAAUUCUUAGAAAAAAACCCAGAAAAUUUAUAAGCAAUUAUUUUACUAGGAGGUCAUUUUGAUGAUAUUGGAAAAUUUACAGAAGCUUAGUAAUACUACUUAUAAGCUCUAUAGAUCAAUCCUGAUAGCUUUAAAGCGAUUUGCCACUUGAUUUAGAGUUAUAUAAGAACUGGAGAAAUAGAAAAUGCAAAAUAUUAUUUUGAGAAACUUUUAAAAUUAAAGAUAAGUAAAGAUGAAGAAUAAUAUAUAAAUAUUGGAAUUUUAUAAGUAUAAUUUCAAUAAAUAGAAGAAUCUAUUUAAAGUUUCUUAAAAGCUUUAGAAAUAAAUCCUUAAAAUAGCUAAACUCAUUAUAAAUUAGCAGAUUGUUACGAGAAAAUUGGAAGGAAUGAAGAUUCAAAAAAAUACUACUUAAAGGCUAUAGAAAUUAACCCUGAAUUUGAAGAAGCUUUAUAUCAACUUGGGGAUUACUAUUUCAAAAACUGUAAGCCAGUUGAAGCCUAAAAAUAUUAUCAAAAGGUUUUAUCAAUAAAUCCUCAAUAAUUAAAUUGCCAUAUUAAAUUAGCUUAUAUUUUUUAGAAAUUCAAUUAAUUCGAAGAUGCUAAAUACCAUUUCCAUAAAGUUUUAAAAAUUGAUCCUAAUUUUUUGAGCUAGUUGCAGGAUGAAGAAGCCAAAACUUUCUAUGAAAAACUAUUAUGA
Tetrahymena thermophila SB210 is the source of this 3018-nucleotide messenger RNA. Its product is annotated as tetratricopeptide repeat protein. The transcript has a single exon. Gene Ontology annotation, molecular function: protein binding. Lineage: Eukaryota; Ciliophora; Oligohymenophorea; Hymenostomatida; Tetrahymenidae. The record is from RefSeq and is a predicted model, not a curated record.